AAUUGUGGGACAGAAAGCUUUAACUAUAACAAACAUUUUUGUUAUUAUGCACCAGUAGCUGCCCGUUUUUUCCCCCAAAUUCUGUGAAAUAAAAUGGAGAAUGUGCAUCUGGCAGUAGAGGAGGAUGACCUUUAUUCGGGUUACAACGACUACAAUCCCGCAUUUGAAUGCGAGGAGUUGGAGAACGAUGUGGGCUUCCAGCAGGCAGUUAGGACUAGUUAUGGCAGAAGACCUCCGAUGACUGCGAAGAUUCCAGGCACUGCAAUUGGAGGUCGACCUUUAGCAUCAUCGUUUGGGUCCCGCGUCCCAAUGGCUUCAUCACUGGGAAGACCCAUGACUGGAGCUGUGCAGGAUGGAGCUGCCCGUCCGAUGACUGCUGUCACAGCUGCAGGUUUCUCCUCCUCACUGAUGCGUGGCUCAAUGUUCGACCCACUGGGCCAGUCCAGGGGCCCUGCCCCUCCACUCGAAGCAAAGAGUGAAAACACUGUGGAAGAGAAGAUCAAGAUCAUGGAGAAGAAAGUGAAUGACCUGGUGGAGGAGAGCUGCAUGGCGCAGAUCACAGGCGCUUUACAGCUGGCGCUCCAAAAAGCCAAAGAGGCAGGCAGGAAGGAACGAGUGCUGGUCAGACAGAGGGAACAGUCGGGCAACACAGAACACAUCAACAUAGACCUCACUUAUUCUGUUUUGUUCAACCUCGCCAACCAGUAUGCAAACAAUGAAAUGUACCCGGAGGCUCUGACCACCUACCAGGUCAUUGUGAAAAACAAGAUGUUCAGUAACGCAGGCCGACUCAGAGUCAAUAUGGCCAACAUCUACUUUAAACAGAAGAACUACCUUAAAGCUAUCAAAUUCUACCGCAUGGCGCUGGAUCAGAUCUUCGCCGAUCACAAGGAAAUGAGGAUCAAAAUCAUGCAGAACAUCGGAGCGGUGUUUGUCCACCUGGGCCAGUACUCUGACGCCAUAACGUCUUUCGAGCACAUCAUGAGCGAGAGUCCCAACAUAAAGACUGGAUACAACCUUAUCCUGUGCUACUAUGCUAUUAGAGACAGAGAGAGGAUGAAGCAGGCCUUUCAGAAGCUCAUUUCCGUCCCUCUUGGGAUUGAUGAUGAAGAGAAGUACAUCCUAGCAAGUGAUGACCCCAGUUCCAAUAUGGUCAUCGAAGCCACUAGAAAUGACAAGCUGCAUCAGAUGGAAAGAAACCUGAAAAUCCAGGCUGAGAAGUACAUCAUGACAGCAGCCAAGCUAAUCGCUCCAGCUAUUGAGACGUCCUUUGCCAGCGGUUUUGACUGGUGUGUUGACAUGGUAAAGAGCUCUCAAUAUGUGGAGUUUGCCAGUGAUCUGGAGAUCAACAAAGCCAUCACAUACAUCAGACAGCAGGACUAUAAUCAGGCGGUGGAAAUAUUAAAAACAUUUGAAAAGAAAGACAGCAGAGUGAAAGGCGUGGCAGCCACUAACCUUACUUCCCUCUAUUUCUUGGAGAAGGACUACGAGCAGGCCGAGCGAUACGCUGACCUGGCUAUUAACACUGAUCGUUAUAAUCCAGCUGUACUUGUCAACAAGGGAAACAUGGUGUUUGUCAUGAAGGACUAUGAAAGGGCUGCUGAGUUCUACAAAGAGGCACUGAGGAAUGACUCCUCGUGCACUGAGGCGCUCUAUAACCUGGGUUUGACAUAUAAGAGACAGAGCAGACUGGAGGAGGCUUUAGACUGCUUCCUGAAGCUUCAUGCCAUUCUGAGGAACAGCUUCCAGGUCAUUUAUCAGCUGGCCGACCUCUACGAGAUGCUAGAAGAUCCUCAACAGGCGAUCGAGUGGCUGAUGCAGGUCACUCCCACAGAUCCACACGUACUGGCCAAACUGGGAAAGCUGCACGACGAGGAAGGGGACAAGUCCCAGGCUUUCCAGUGCUACAAUGAGUCUUUCAGGUACUUUCCGUCAAACGUUGAUGUGAUCGAGUGGCUCGGGGCUCACUACGUGGAGACCCAGUUCUGUGAGAAGGCCAUCCAGUACUUUGAACGAGCAGCUCUCAUACAGCCCACCCAGGUGAAGUGGCAGAUGUUAGUCGCAAGCUGUUAUAGAAGAAGCGGAAACUAUCAGAAAGCUCUUGAAACCUACAAAGAGAUCCAUCAAAGGUUUCCAGAAAACACGGACUGUCUAACCCUCCUGGUGAGGCUCUCGGCUGACAUGGGACUGAAGGAAGUCCAAGAUUUUGCAACCAAGCUGAAGAAGUUGGAGAAGAUGAAGGAGAUGAAAGAGCAGAGGGUGAAGUCAGGCAGAGAGAGCAGUGCCAGGGGUCGCAGAGAAGGCAGGGAAGGCGGCGCUGGGAGUGCUGCGGUCCUCUCCAGAUCUGUCCUCGCUUCUCCGAAGAAGUCCAGCAUUACGGAAUCUCCGCCGGACCCCAAACAGUCCAACCCUCUGUUGGACCCAGAGCGAGACAGCGGCCGCAGCAGCAGCGGCUCCAAAGGAGAGCGUCUGAGCGCCAAGAUGAGGUCACUUCCUGGUUCCAAUGAGCCUUAUGAAGCCAGCAGCCCUAAAGAACUUGAUGCAUCAUACGUUGAUCCGCUGGGGCCUCAGAUGGAAAGACCAAAGACGGGGGUCAAGAGGCUGGUGGAUGACGAUGACUUUGCAGAUGAGGAGCUGGUGGAUGAGCUGCUACCGGAGUAGAGGCAUCGACUACCUUCUGAAAUCAGAAUCUUUAUAAUCUGCUCAUAAUGGGAGUUCUUCAUCACCCCCAUCAAAGCUGAGGAGGAAGAAGAGCUGAAGGUUCUCCUGUGAUGGAUCUGCAGAAUAAAAUUUUUUAUUAUGUGUGAAUAAUAUGUAACUAUAAACACAGAACAUUUCUCAGCAGACUGAACUUUGUUGUUGAACUUAUUGCUAUUUAUUCAUUCUCUUUUUAAGUUUAAUUAAAUUUGUAAUAAAAUCUGUUUUCCUGCUUAAGACAAAAGUGAGAGUUGGU
Molecule: messenger RNA, 2953 nt
Organism: Cyprinodon tularosa
Lineage: Eukaryota; Metazoa; Chordata; Actinopteri; Cyprinodontiformes; Cyprinodontidae
Gene: ift88
Product: intraflagellar transport 88 homolog
Exons: 26
Coding region: 94-2661 (855 amino acids)
Biological process (GO): intraciliary transport; kidney development; inner ear receptor cell stereocilium organization
Cellular component (GO): centriole; ciliary base; ciliary basal body
Molecular function (GO): kinesin binding
Source: RefSeq, a predicted model, not a curated record